AUGGACAAGAAGCAGAAAACACUCGAGGCGCUCGAGGCCUUCAUCGAGAGCCAGAAAGCCCUGCUUGCGCGCACACAGUCCGACAUCGAACGGCUGAGAGCUCUACGCUCUGUUGCUUCCGAAUAUGAUGAUCCUCUCGAAGAUCUUGCAGAAGAACUUGCCGACCCUACUUUCACCCUCCAAGGUCAGGAUGGUGUCGCCGCCGAAAUCCAACGAGAAAUUGACUGGUCUCUAUUCAAGGGCUACGAUCCCAUAGGCAUGCGUACCCUUACUGGCGAGAUCAAGGCUGCUCAAAUAGCACGCUCGCAACCCAGCGCAAAGCAGCGUUCCCCACUCUCACCACUUCAACAACUGGUCAAGGAUGCCCGCCGCACUAUUCUUGAUCCAGUCUUCUCUGCAUGGGUGCCGCCAUCUGAAGACGAAGAGGAUGAGAUCACGCCUGAACAGGCUCGUAAAGCGGCUGCACGUGCACAACUUCGUGCUCUCCGCCAACGUCGUAUAGGAGAAGGCGGAUUGACAAUCUCCGCGACGGGCGGUGCCGGUGUGCACGUUCGCCGUGAUGUGGCGGAUGAAAGUGCGGACGUCGAUCUGGACGCAGAAGAUGCGCCCGCUCCUCUACCUCCGUUUGAACCGAAGGUGCCCGUCCCUGUCGAAGCACAAUAUACGCCUGCUCCUUCUCGUUCAGCCCCUGCGCGCACACGCAAAGCUCCGAUCAAGCCGCCUCCCCAACCCAGACCCGCUACUCCUGCCAAAUCCAAAUCCAAGCGGGCAGCUCCUACUCCUGUGCCAGAGGCCGAAGACGCUGAUGCCAAUGGAGAGCCGCCCAAUAAACGGAAGCGCAAUCAAAAACACAACGAAACAUAUAAACAAGCGUGGUCAGUGUCCGAGCAGCAUCUUCUCGAGCGCCUACUGGACGAGAUCCCCGACGGCGAGAAGAACCGUUGGGCCAAGAUUUCGCGCGCGAUGGAGGGCCGGCGCACGCCGCGGCAAGUUGCGAGCCGCGUGCAAAAGUAUUUCGAGAAGCUGAAACGGUUCGGCGUGGACAUCAUCGGAAAUGGCGGCGGUCCUGUGGCCAUGGAAGACGACGAUCCUCCGUAG
This is a messenger RNA of Peniophora sp. CBMAI 1063, 1098 nucleotides long. The record is from the annotation of a GenBank genome assembly. Lineage: Eukaryota; Fungi; Basidiomycota; Agaricomycetes; Russulales; Peniophoraceae.